AUGGCAACAGACACAGUGUUCCAGACUCCAGAUAGACUCCAGAUAGGUGUUCCAGACUCCAGUUCCAGACUCCAGAUAGGUGUUCCAAACUCCAGACAGGUGUUCCAGACUCCAGACAGGUGUUCCAGACUCCAGAUAGGUGUUCCAGACUCCAGACAGGCGUUCCAGACUCCAGACAGGCGUUCCAGACAGGAGUUCCAGACUCCAGAUAGGCGUUCCAGACUCCAGUUCCAGACUCCAGAUAGGCGUUCCAGACUCCAGACAGGCGUUCCAGACUCCAGACAGGCGUUCCAGACUCCAGACAGGCGUUCCAGACUCCAGACAGGCGUUCCAGACUCCAGACAGGCGUUCCAGACUCCAGACAGGCGUUCCAGACUCCAGACAGGCGUUCCAGACUCCAGACAGGCGUUCCAGACUCCAGACAGGCGUUCCAGACUCCAGACAGGCGUUCCAGACUCCAGACAGGCGUUCCAGACUCCAGACAGGCGUUCCAGACUCCAGACAGGCGUUCCAGACUCCAGACAGGCGUUCCAGACUCCAGACAGGCGUUCCAGACUCCAGACAGGCGUUCCAGACUCCAGACAGGCGUUCCAGACUCCAGACAGGCGUUCCAGACUCCAGACAGGCGUUCCAGACUCCAGACAGGCGUUCCAGACUCCAGACAGGCGUUCCAGACUCCAGUUCCAGACUCCAGACUCCAGUUCCAGACUCCAGACUCCAGUUCCAGACUCCAGACAGGCGUUCCAGACUCCAGACAGGCGUUCCAGACUCCAGACAGGCGUUCCAGACUCCAGUUCCAGACUCCAGACAGGCGUUCCAGACUCCAGACAGGCGUUCCAGACUCCAGACAGGCGUUCCAGACUCCAGAAAGGCGUUCCAGACUCCAGACAGGCGUUCCAGACUCCAGACAGGCGUUCCAGACUCCAGACAGGCGUUCCAGACUCCAGACAGGCGUUCCAGACUCCAGACAGGCGUUCCAGACUCCAGACAGGCGUUCCAGACUCCAGACAGGCGUUCCAGACUCCAGACAGGCGUUCCAGACUCCAGACAGGCGUUCCAGACUCCAGACAGGCGUUCCAGACUCCAGACAGGCGUUCCAGACUCCAGACAGGCGUUCCAGACUCCAGACAGGCGUUCCAGACUCCAGUUCCAGACUCCAGACAGGCGUUCCAGACUCCAGACAGGCGUUCCAGACUCCAGACAGGCGUUCCAGACUCCAGACAGGCGUUCCAGACUCCAGACAGGCGUUCCAGACUCCAGACAGGCGUUCCAGACUCCAGACAGGCGUUCCAGACUCCAGACAGGCGUUCCAGACUCCAGACAGGCGUUCCAGACUCCAGACAGGCGUUCCAGACUCCAGACAGGCGUUCCAGACUCCAGACAGGCGUUCCAGACUCCAGACAGGCGUUCCAGACUCCAGUUCCAGACUCCAGUUCCAGACUCCAGACAGGCGUUCCAGACUCCAGACAGGCGUUCCAGACUCCAGACAGGCGUUCCAGACUCCAGUUCCAGACUCCAGACUCCAGUUCCAGACUCCAGACAGGCGUUCCAGACUCCAGACAGGCGUUCCAGACUCCAGACAGGCGUUCCAGACUCCAGAUAGGCGUUCCAGACUCCAGAUAG
This is a messenger RNA of Oncorhynchus keta (chum salmon), 1623 nucleotides long. RefSeq names its product proliferation marker protein Ki-67-like. The coding region runs from base 1 to 1623 and encodes 540 amino acids. The record is from RefSeq and is a predicted model, not a curated record. The transcript has 3 exons. Lineage: Eukaryota; Metazoa; Chordata; Actinopteri; Salmoniformes; Salmonidae.